CGCGACUUGUCUCGGUUUCGGUUUUUCCCCGGGUUAGUUAGAGACUGUAUCGAAGUCAGUGUGUUCUUACUGAAAACAUCAAUGGCUCAGUGGGGCUCAUACGGUUCUUACUGGCAAGGUGCUUGUCCAGGAUAUUAUGAUUAUACACAACCUGCUCAGACAUAUGAUUAUAAUCAUCAAACCAUUCCAGUUUCAUCAGUUCAAGAAAAACCUUCCACACCUCCCCCACCCGGAGUAGAAUCUACUGCUCCCAAGAUGGAUGGGACUGUUACAAUGACAAGCUCCAUUUCAGCAACUUAUGACACAUCGUGGUGUACUUCGACUCCAUUUCAUUCUCAAAACUUCUCUUGUGCUUAUAAUUAUUCACCUGCGCUCCCACCCCGUCAACCGGUCAUGUUCGACCCAAGUCCACAGAGGCCUGUGAUGCCAAACGUUUCGUAUCCUUCAUAUGGUUCUCCACAGUUCCCGUUGCAUAUGCGAAGUCAGUUAGGGUGUAACUGGAACGCAGCUAGACCUACUUAUGGUUAUCCAGUUAAUGGAGGUGCGGUUCAGUCGUUUGGUAUAUGGCCUGACGGAAGACCAUCUGUUCAUUCCAAUGGUUUGGCAGUGACGGGUCCACGGUUUCCAUUCCAGAGUACUUUAGAUUCUCCAAACACAGUGGCUAUUGAAAAUACUGCGAAUACCCCAAUUUCUAAAGAAGUCUUACAGCAACCACCUGCUAGUUUUCAGGACAAAGGAGCAAAAGAGCAGUGGAGCGAUGAACUCAAAGAGUACGUCCAGCGAGCUUUCUGCAGCAUUGAUACAAGUGAGGAAAAAGAUCAGAUGGAACGGAUUUUAAAAGAAAAAUUGGAGUACGUUUUUAGAAAUAACAUCAAGGUCGAUUGGAAGACAGAAAAUAUCCCAACUAUCCCUAGUCGUGCGAUUGCUAGUUUCCGUAAAUCCUUUAAUAUCAGGGGUAAUUCUGUCAAGUAAGCAGUACUUUAGUGUUUUUUUCUGUCAUUGGUAUUACCGUGCAUCUCUAUGCAUUUCUUCAAAAUCGGUUUAGGUAAAGAAAUCGAGGUCGUCCUGUAGUUCACCAGUUAUAUUGUACUUUCUGGAAAGUAGAUAUCUGGCUUGAUCAUUGUAUUAAGUGUCUAUUUAUUCAUAAGAUUUCCUGUGACAGGGUUUAUUAUCACAUUAUCGGCCAGUAUAUUCCUUCCUAAAUAAAUGUGAAUGUUACUUUGAUAAAAACGUUCCACAGUUCCCAUAGGUCUUGAUGAGUGCACUACCUCUAGAUGUAACUAAUUUAUCGGUUUUCCAUCAAUUGCAUUGAUGGCUUACAUCGUGUCAAUGUUGCCAUUGACAUGACUGUUAUUUGCAUGCUUCCAUUUGGCCAAUCUCUGGGUAGUAAACGGAUAAUUGGAGGAAUAGAAUUCAAAGUCUUAUCUCUAAAUGUUUGUAAGUGUGAAAUUGCACAUGGUACUGAAGCGAAAGACAAUUAAUUGUUUUCUUACAGUUUGCUAACUGAAAGUAUCGCUACUUUGACACUACACUAUGUUGUUCAUUGAGGUGUUAGCCAUCUGUAAUAUUUAUUUAAAGUGAUUGUAAGGCCAACUUACGGUGGAGUCUUACUGUAUUUGGGUCCAGUAACGAUCAUUCAUUCCAUAAAUCGUGGUAUUUUUUGUGUCAGAAGGUAAAGAUAUAAUGAUUCUGGUUCAGUUGUAGUGUUGUCAGGAAUUCCUGUGCAUGCGUUUAGGUACUUCUAGGUACUAAUUUCGACUUGUUAGUUUCUAUGAUCAUUUUGCGAUAGUUGAUCUAAGUCCUUUAAAUUUUACUGUACAAUUUAGGUUUUAAAUUGUCUUUUACUAAUAUUUAUGAGGUUGUCUAUUUUGUUUUACUUAUUUUAGUGGGACUUAAUAAAUAAAUGAUAAAUAAACCGAAAGUACUAGUAACACAUUUCAGUAAUGCUUUAAUUUUCCCUAAAUAUCUACUCACCUAUUAGUGACUGUUUUUAACCUCCUCUUUAAGUUGUAACUCAGUCAGUAAAUAACCUAACUGUGACUAAUUAGAUAUUUACAUUUUUGAAUGAAAUCGUUUAGUGUCGUGCGACCUGUUCAACUUCCCAGUCCUCGUGGACUUCGCCCAACGGGUCCAUCAAGGGGAGCUCCUGCACGUCUUCCUGUUGGGCUUUUGUCGAGAGGUGGCCGCAAUGUGUUUUCGUCUUCAGUUGUUAAGAGUAUAUCACCAUCCAAAAAGUUGCCAUCGAAAUCUCGCUCACCUAGUCGUUCUCCUGUUUCCAAACCUCUAAAAGAUUGGCAGAGAAAGCGUUUAUAUAGAUCCAGGUCUAGUUCAUCUUCAAAAUCACGUGGCUCCCCUCAUUCUUCAUCCUCAAGUAGUUUCAGGACAAAACGCCAUCGGCGUCGGGACUCUCGGUCGCGCUCUGGUUCUCGGCAUGCACAGAGAAAAACGAAUGAUGUAAAGGAUUCUCAGAAAAGUACACCGCAAUUAGCCACCAGGGGUAAUUCCAAAGGUAGACGGCGGAGACGCGGUGGUGCUUCGAACGCCGACCCAAGUACGGACGCAAAUACCUCUAAUGAAGAUGGAACAGCUGUAAGGGGUCGUGGACGUGGCAGCUGGCGUGGUAAACGUGGAAAUAUUUCAAAGCAUACUCCUCCAAGUGAAUCUCGCCUUACACAACGAGCCAGUAGAUUUAAAGAUCAUCUAGUACAGUCACCUAUUGGAUCAGGUUCCAUUGGACGAACCACCAGUCAUUUGCUUUCGAAUUACACUGACGAACGUGAUGAUCUAGCUGUUGAUUUUGGUAGCUGUCAAAUCAUUGGUACCAUGCAAGAAAUAGAAAAACAAUACUUAAGACUGACUCGAGCCCCAGAUCCUACAGAAGUGCGACCCUUAGCAAUUUUGAAGCUUUCUUUGGAGCACGUCAAAGAAAAAUGGCGUUCAAAUACCGAUUAUCAUUGGGUGUGUGAGCAGUUCAAAAGUAUACGUCAAGACUUAACUGUACAAGGUAUCGAAGAUGAUUUUGCAGUAUCAGUUUAUGAAGCACAUGCAGAUGUAGCCUUAGAAGCUGGUGAUUUUGAAGAAUUUCAUCAAUGUCAAAGUCAGUUGCUUCGUCUCCAUAAAGAAGGCUUAGGUGUUAGUAGACUGCUAGAAUUUACUGCCUACAGACUUCUUUAUUACAUCUUCACUCUCGAUAUUUUAGGUAUCAAUACUAUCAUGGCUGGUUUACGUCCAACUCACAAAACUAAUCCAUGUGUUUCAUUUGCUUUAAAACUCCGGUCAGCGUGGUCGUUGAGUAAUUAUCACCGUUUCUUCAAACUUCUUUGUCCAGCUAAUGAUGAUCAACAACCUCCUCUACGGUGCAAACAUGUUGUAAACUGGUUUGUUGAUCGUGAAAGAAAAGAGGCUAUCAGACUAAUGUUUAAGGUGUACGUUGUGUUGUGAUUUGUAAUAAUAGUUUUAUAACUUGUAGGUGGUAUUAUUAGGGUUACUAAUGGUAAGAUUGUUUCUAGCGUUAAAAGAAAGAAAAAGCUAUACUUAAUCAUCUAAGUUUGUUUAUGAUCGUUCAGGAAAUGGACUGUUUUUUCACUUAUCACAAAUAUUGUUUUAUUAUCACUAGCUAGUUGAUUUUAUUAUAACUACUGCUAUUAAUUAAUUAUUUUGACUGAUACUAGGAAGAACUAUGACAGUAGUCAUCAUCACAACACAAGAUAAUGAUAGUUUAUGUGAUGCUGUUAAUAUUUCUUCUGCUUGAACCGAUUGCAAGAUCUCAGUCAUUACAAAAUUCAGCGCCUUAAAUAUGGUUUCUAUUUAGGGUAAACAGUUUUGAAAUGAUCAUUGGCUUAAUAGUCACCCAGAUCUCGUAACCAAUGGUUGGAGACUCUGGAUGACAUGGCUCAGAAUCGAUCACAAAGGCGUGGGUGUAUACACUUUUCGUCUUCCCUUAAACCGUGAGAUUAAAAUUGCUUUAUACCUUUCUUUCUACGACCUGAUUCUUUCUCCCUGUAUCAUAUCAUUAUAUAAAAUCUUUCUUUCAUACAUUACUACCAUUGAAGUAACUAUUUCUGUGAAUUUAGUGUUCAUCUUGUGCUAAUAAGGUGUGGUAACUUGGACAGAUACACAUAUGUACCUGGUCGUACGUUGUAGCUGACUGACUGACUAAUAGUCAAUGUUGUAAUCUUGAUAAAGUUUCAGUCGAAAAUGUUUCCUUACGUAGUGAGGUCGUACUAAAACUGCACAAAUAUUGAACACCAAAACUGUCCACGUAUCAGUUUUUUUUUUAAAAAAAAGCAACUCUAUUAGGACAUUUUAUGCAACAAAUAUUUGGAAUUUUACGAAUUUUCUUUCACCACUAGAUCAUGUCACUUCAUUAAUUUUAAAAGUCGGAUGUGUUGUAGCUCACUAACUGACAGAUGCGUUGAAAGCGUAAGCUCAUUAAUAUUUAAGUUCUUUGUGUCUAUUAGAACGAUAGGCCUAUUUUUUCCUUUGCAGUAAUCAUCAAUAUGUAUACUCAGUUAGCCUUUGACAUCUAAUCUAACUUUUGUGCCCUCAAAUUUUGACGAUUACUUAAUAUUAGUCAGAUUAAUGUUUAACGUUAUGUGUUUUAGUAUAUUUUUUGUGCCUAUAUCAUAUUUAUCCGUCCUAGUAUGUUUGUAAGUUGUGGUAGUUUACUUUUUAAUGAAAAAUUAAUUUCAUGGACACGUUCCGCUUUCUCUCUUCUUGUACUUCAUUUGCUAUCGGAGAAGUCUGUUUCUUGUCAAUUUUGAUUCGAUGCUUUCUACUUAAGUAUACGUAUAUGCACUUAAUUUUUGUAAUUAAAUUUUUUCUUAACAGAUUUUUGUGCUUCCUUCAAAAUCAUAAAUCUUUAAGGUAUACGACUUUGUAAUCUUUUUACGUAUUCAGUUCAUGUUUAUGUUUUAAUUUUGCAUACUGAUAAUUCUGAAUUUUUUUCUAUUUACUACUAUCUGCAAAUAUCGUUUACGUGAAUUUCGCUUGAUGCCCUCAACGUAUUCGUUUGUUUUCAAUAUGGAUUCUUCCACUACACUUGCUAAUGUUAAUUGCUUAUUUCAAUUAUGAUCUUUUUUUCUGAUCUUUCAAACCCAUUUCCUACGAAAUAUCCCCACUUUUAGUUUCCGUCCUACAAUAAGUCUUUCGUUUAUAUCAAAAUUAAUCGGGUUUUCCUCUACUGCUUUAUGUAAAGAUUUUAUUUGUAAAGAAUUUACUCUACCAGAAUCCAAUUUGGAGCCAAUAGAAAAAAUCGAUGCGAAGGUGGUUUGGAGUCUUAUGUGUUCACAGUCAACAUGAAUCGAUGCUGCUACUUCAUCGUUCAUCUGGAUGUGCGUUCCUACAAUGUGGCAUUAAAUUCUUCAGUGACGGUUGUAUUUCGUAAAUAAUAUCAGAUUAUUGUACAUAAGUUUAUAUAUAUUAUCAGAAUAAUUUUAUUUCCACAUAUUUUUCAUUGUUCUCAUUGUCUUGGUUGGGACACGAGCGCUAAGGAAAAUUCUAUAUAUGAAGGUCUGUCUUACUCAAGUAAUUUUGCCGAUCACCACGUGGUGUCUGACGCUCCGUGUAUAGUUAAGUUGCAAUGUUACACUGGCAGGUGCUUGCUUAGCUUAAUAAGCUGUAGUGGUAGAAGUUAUAUAAUGUGUACAAUCUGUAUUCGCAUCUUAUUGCCGUACUCAUAGUUCUGGGUUAUGUACACUCAGAUACUCACAAGACUUAAGGUCUGAACAGAGUGUACCACUAACAUUUAGUAAUAUGUUGCUUUCACAAAGAUGGACUGAUCCAACUUUUAGAUGCAAUGUCUUUAGUAUGAUACGUAAAUAUCUUUGGCAAUCAGGUGCUUUGCUGUGUGGGUGUCUUGUUUGGUCCGGAUUUAUGGAUUAGUCUUAUUCCUAGCAUGUCAUGUUUUUUCUUGAGGGAUAACUAGUGUACAGCAAUUUAUUUCACUAGUCAGGUAAGGUUUAUUGAAGUAAACUGAGUAUGAGGCAGCUGGUUAUUUGUAUUUUCAGAGGAAUACACGUCUAUGAAGUGCCUUGUUUCAGUGCCAAAUACUUCGUUCAGUAACAUCCCUUAAGUUUGUCUAACUUGUGAUGCAAAGUGGAGGAAGAAGAAUCGAAGUGAGUGUAACAUCUCAAUGAACGUGAAAAUAGGGACUGAGAAAUAUAUUAUCCCGAAACAAAUGUAUGCCAUAAAAUAAGUUUUAUAAAGACGGUGAAGUAAGUGUUUAUUAGUCUGUUUGCAUUUAUUGGAUUGGACUCAACCCAAUACUAGACUGAUUUGCAAUCUGUCGGAUUUAGCAGUAACUUAUGAGUUAUGUAGCGAGCAGGAGUUACUCUUUGUAAGAGCUCCAGUUUGUAGUAUGCAUUAAAGAUAAUGUGGAAGACCUGUGUUUUGUGGAUGGAGUGUGUCGUCCUCAUAACGCUCGUUUUAUGAAUUUUCCCUCAGUUUAAGCCUCAUUCCUUCCAGACGCGGACUGCCGUAUUUAGGAAAGGGUAUUUGAGUGUUCGGUGUCAAAUGAGCUGACGCGUUGGUACCAGUCUGGUAUUUUGUCAUGGCUGGGGCCACGGGCUUUUGCGGUAGUUGGAAAAAACUUGUGCAAGGGGUUACUUCAAUGCAGUCAGAAGCAUGUUGGUUUAUUACACACCUAUUAUCAUAGACUGCAUUGGCACGUAAUCUGUGUGACAAUAUUGUUGGUGUAAUAACUGCGGUUGCUAUCGAAUUGGAUAUAUUCAGCUGUUUGAAUAGUAACAAUCACAACCGCACUGGGUGAUUAUCGUUUGCCUCCUGUCACGUUUGGACGUUACUGGAUCCUCCGAACUGCUGUAAAUUUAAUACAUCUAGCUCAUUUGUAAGCCAACCAUUCUUAAACAGCUUUCACAUCCUUUAGAAGGGUUUCGAAGUGAUUAUCAUAAGAGUUGAGGAGGCUUAAAUCUGCUCCUGUGGGUAUCAAAAGGUUUUUCUACAUGGUAGUGUAGGUCGAUUUGUAUUGGUAAACAGUUCAGUGUCGUUCACAGCAUUUGGUUAAAGCACUUGGGCCAUAUACGUGCCAUUUUCCAGCUAAUUUAACAGCUGUCGGAAAAUUGUUUUGUACUGGCUAUGCGUGAGUGCCUGUCCUAAGAUGGUGGUCACUUAAAUCACAGGCUUAUAUCCUUAUAUGAAAUCUUUUACAUAUUACUACUAUUGAAGCAACUACUAUUUAUUUGGUGUUCAUCGUAUUGUGUUAAUGAGUUAUGGCAACUUGAACUGAUGCAUACAUGUGCCUGGUCCUACGUUGUAGCUGACUGACUGGUCACGAGGCAGUUGCCUGGUUUGCUGUGAGGGGCUGAUGAAACGCCUCUGAAUCCCAAAAAGACCAUUUAGCAAACAGUUCACCGAAUAUCUCACAAAUUGCCGUUCCUAGUCAAGGUCAAAUACAACCAAUGGUCGUCGAUCAAUUGCUUACCAUGGACAGGUGCUUUGACGGGUUUUUGAGUCGGGGUUUUGACGUGAAGUUUUAUAGCAACAGGAUAGACAUCACUAAGUUUCAUGGUAGCUUUUAACUGUUCGUUAGCUGAGUCCCCUGCUGGACUGAUCGUGCUUGCCGUAUCUUAGUGUAACUAUCACAUAGAGGCUUCCUAAACAAGGAUAUUUCAUUCUUACUCGUAUGUUACAGAAAAUUCGUUACAGUACAUGUGGCGGUGGUUUUGUUCUGUUUCUUUCAACGAGUACUACUGAAACAUUUCUGUAAUAAUGUUAUGUUUCUCUUCACACAUCAUUAUGUCGGAUGACAACGUCUAUUGAAAUUACAUGCCAUCAAUUAACCUUGACUAUCUCGAUUGUGUAAUUAGAAGUAUCUUAGUUUCAUGUACACUGAGCAUAAGUGAUUGCUGAAGUUGUUGGUAGGGCUAUUCAACGAUGUACUGUAUGAAUUUGGCUGACAGAUUAUAUGGGUGAAUCGUUUUCCCAUCUAAUUUUUUUCGUGGACCGAUCCAAGUUAGAUAAUCAUUUGAAACCAGAUAGCACUAAAGUCAUUGCCAGUUGAGUUGAACAGUUGCGUAUAUUAGACAGUUACUCAUGAAAUACGAUCAAAGAUGGUG
This is a messenger RNA of Schistosoma haematobium, 8075 nucleotides long. RefSeq names its product Leukocyte receptor cluster (LRC) member 8. The record is from RefSeq and is a predicted model, not a curated record. Lineage: Eukaryota; Metazoa; Platyhelminthes; Trematoda; Strigeidida; Schistosomatidae. Gene Ontology annotation, cellular component: nucleus. The transcript has 9 exons. Bases 2065 to 3441 code for a protein of 458 amino acids.